ACCGAAGAUCAAGUGUGCUUGUGACCGCUGCUGCUGUUUGAAGACUGCGCCUGCGGAGCUUUUGGUGUACACUGUGGUCCGUGAAGCCUGCUGCCCGGAAUGGCUGGGACUGAGCAGCAAGACGAUCGUGGUGGAGGAGAUAAUCGGCGCAGUGAAGACCGGAGGGACGAGGAGCGAAGGGAUGACGAUCGUAGGCGUUACCGAGCACCUACGUGCUAUAACUGCCAUGAACCAGGGCAUUAUGCUAAUCAAUGCCCUGAACGGAAUCGUUGCCGUCAUUAUAUCGACAAGCCAUCCACGUCCAGCGACUCACGAGGCGGACGCUCUCCACGCAGGAGGGACUAUCGACGGAGGGAGGACUCACCACCGCCUGGCAGCGAGAAGAUGUUGAGUACUGUAGCUGAGCUCGGUAAAUCCGUAGCAGCAAUGAAGGACUUCUAUGACGAGGUAAAGAGAAAGGAGGACAAGGCACACAAAAAGCUCGAAUUGAAGGAGGCUGAGGAGCGGGAGAAAGCUGAACAGGAGUUGGCGGAACGAAAGGCUAGGAAGAAGAUGGAGAAGGCUAGACGGGAAGCGCAACUGGAGGCUGAGCGAAGGGCUGAGCUUCGGAAGGAUAAUGAUAUCCACCUACCGAUCCGGUUGAGUGAGAUGGAGGAGAACUUCUCCGCCAAGAUGAAGUGCGACGUGAAGGCCAAGAAGGUGGUGGAGUUGGUCUCCGACGACGACGAGGAAUCAGACUAUAACACCGAGGAGAGCGAGACAAGUGUUACUCUGGAACUGAGUGAGAAGACAUAUAGAUUAUGUCUAUCCGAGAAGAGGAAGUGUAAGGAUGACGUGAAGAUGGAGGACAGUCCCCCGAUGGAGUUACCGGCUAAACGGACACCGCGUAGAGUUGGCCUCAAGCCAGUGAUUCCGAAUGCGCAGUUAACCCAAUCGAAGAGUAAGGCAAAGGGCCUAUACACAUUGAUUCCAACGAAGACUCGCACACCAGUGAAGACCCCCUUAUCAAGACUGAACAAGUCUAGGAAGACUCCGCUAAGUGGGAGAUUGACCUCGGCCAGGCGCUGGCACGACUGAAGUUCCGCGAUCCUAUCAUCAAGGAAAUCAAGGGUUGUAACGCUG
This is a messenger RNA of Chara braunii, 1122 nucleotides long. The record is from the annotation of a GenBank genome assembly. NCBI's taxonomy places the organism in Eukaryota, Viridiplantae, Streptophyta, Charophyceae, Charales, Characeae.